Auanema sp. JU1783 is the source of this 2295-nucleotide messenger RNA. The record is from the annotation of a GenBank genome assembly. NCBI's taxonomy places the organism in Eukaryota, Metazoa, Nematoda, Chromadorea, Rhabditida, Rhabditidae.
AUGGGAUGUGACUUAUCAACCUUUGCUAUUGAGGGUGGAGGAAGUCCCCAACAUCUAUACUCUUCAAAGGUUUCUCCUCUGAAUGAAUUGAAGAAAUUGGCUUCGAAUCAUUUCCAUUCUGUUAGUCAUAUACCGCACAGCCAAGAGAGUCCAUUCAAAACUGAUAAUGUGCAUGUGAAGUAUGGGAAAGAAUGUAAACAAGAAGAGGAUGUUGACAUCGUCAGUCGAGAAAAAGAAUCAGACGACGAAAACUUUGAAGGAGAUGAUUACGUUCUUCAGGCUUAUCGGCCACAAGCUGUUAGACCACUGACUCGUGCCUCAUCCAUCGGGUCUAUUAUGGAGAACCGUCCCCCAAGUGAAAUUUCUAACGGUUCUUUCACACGUGUAUAUAGAAAUCGGAUAGCAUCCACUAAUCGCUAUUGCAUUGAUACUUCCCGCUGUAAAUCUAACUUACCUGUCGUUAGUUUAUGUAGCAGGAAAAUUGGAAUACAGGAAUUUCCUAAUGGACGCAGUGAUGGUCGUCCAUGUGAUCUUUAUUGGCAUAAUGUCGUUUACGGCGAUAUGAAAAGUGUAGUUCAGUCUUCCUCUUCCAGAGUCAAUAAGUUCCCAGGAAUGACCGAACUAGCCAAGAAAAUCUCACUGACUCAUGCAAUCUCUUCCAUGCAGAAAAUCUUCCCAAAGGAAUAUGCGUUCUACCCAAAGUCUUGGUUUCUGCCUGCUCAUUACGUAGAAUUCCAGUCUUUCUAUAAGAAAGAAGCUGAGACACGCAAACGACAGAAUGGCAAAGGCGCCGAAAUGUGGUUUAUUGUUAAGCCUGAUGAAGGUGCACAAGGUACUGGUAUAUACUUGAUCAAUCACCCGAACCAGAUAAAGAAUCCUGAUGAGAAACAACUCGUUCAGGAGUAUGUGGCAGAUCCGUUCUUGAUGGGGGAUUCUCUUAAAUUCGAUUUCAGAGUUUAUGGCGUCAUACGUAGUAUUAACCCCCUCUCCAUGUAUGUAGCCAGAGAAGGCAUGGCCAGGUUUUGCACAGAAAAAUAUGAAAAACCAACAUCUUCGAACUUUGAAAAUUUGUUUUCCCAUCUCACAAAUUAUUCUCUGAACAAAUCAAAUGAUCAGUAUGUACAUAGCCAUUCACUUGAAGAUCAGAAGAAAGGCAGUAAGAGGUUGUUGUCCACUGUUUUCCAUCAGCUUGAAGCUCGUGGAUUGAAAACUAAACGUCUUUGGCAUGAUAUCAAGUUGAUCCUGAUAAAGACUGUUUUGGCCAUGCUCCCGGAAAUAAUGCUCCACUAUGAACACCACUUUUACGAUGCUAAAGGUCCACAAUGCUUCCAGAUCAUGGGAUUCGACAUUAUGAUUCGUGAAGAUGGUACUCCCGUGCUUCUAGAAGUCAAUGCUGCUCCUUCUCUUUCUAUAGAUCAUAUUGUACCUGCCCCUGGAAGAACUCUCGAAGACGGAUCACAACGAGUACGAAGUAUCGUUGACGAAGUUAUAAAAAUUCCACUCGUGAAAGAUACAAUAUUAUUGGUUCUUGGCUUGCUGGACGAAGAGUACUCAACACAGUCAGAUUCACAUACAUUAAAAAAUGGCAAAAACGUAACGGAGUUUCAGGACGAUAUGAGUACACUGAAAACGAAAAGAAAGCCACACCUCAGUGAAAUUUUCCCCACAAGAUAUGGUGCUCAUAGCGGACAUUUACUCUUUCUCGAUAAAGCAAUGUACAUAUUCAUGCAAUUCGUUCAAAUUCGAAACACCGUAAACAUAUCUGCGGGCGGUAUUCGUCAGUUUGUCAGGAAAUGCAACUUAAUAAAUGUUGUAACAGCGCAGCAAAUUGAAACCAAAAUGGCUGAGAUAAACUAUUUUUUCAGCGGUGAUGUAGGCACCUUGACUAAUGGAUUACCUUUCCAUGCGUUCCUUCAAUUCAUGUUUUGGAUUGCGGAGAAGAAAUUCCCAGAUGAAGUUGAUUUAUUGGCAAAAAUGCAGAGAUUGAUGGCCUUCUGUGAUUCGAGCCUGCGCCACUAUGGUGUGCGUUCAGCUCGAUUAAGACGAAUAGAGGUGGACACGAAUCAAGAAGAAAAUCCGGUAGAAAUCUACAUGUUGCCAAGCAGAGUUCGCGCUAAGUUUAGAGCAAAGUCUACUGAUCCGUUUGCCGAAACGAGAAGAGCUGAGCAACUACGAAAAGACCGAAAUAAUAACAACAACAAUGUUAAUAACUCUAACAACACGAAUGGAAACUUCAACUCCAAUAAUAACAGUCAAGACAAUAACUUAUUGAAACUCCCUAAGAUAAAGCCUUGA